This is a messenger RNA of Caenorhabditis briggsae, 819 nucleotides long. The record is from RefSeq and is a predicted model, not a curated record. NCBI's taxonomy places the organism in Eukaryota, Metazoa, Nematoda, Chromadorea, Rhabditida, Rhabditidae. The transcript has 4 exons. Bases 1 to 819 code for a protein of 272 amino acids.
AUGGACAUCCUGAAUCGUCGACGUCUUCAAAAAGAAUGGAAGCGUUUCGAUGAGGAAGUUGAAGUGGAAUACAAGAAAACUUCAGAAGAGACCAAUCUCAUUAAAAUUGAUGUAGAGCCGAACGACGUGGAAAUCACACUCACCAGGCGUGGAUUUUGGGAGGUAGAACAAGAAGAACAUGAUCUGAAAUUGAAAAAAACAGAGAAAUUUCAGCAUGAUGUUGUGAAUUUGUCUUCUUUUGAUGUGGUCUGUCGUGUUAGAGCAACAAAUUCAAAACUGUUUUCGGUGAAUAGAAAUGCAUUUCAUUUGAAACCAAAAGAGGUUUUCUUGUUGAAAGUGUCUCGUGCUCCUCAUGAGAUUCGAUCUCAUCAUUUGAAAAUCGAUGUCACAAAGUACACACAAUCGUUCAAUCCAGCGAGUUUCCUCGACUACUUCGUUGGCCCAUACGCCUACAAAACGUUUAUUAUUCGAUAUCAUGGAGCCCCGAGAUAUUGGUCAGAUGCAUUGGAAAUGAAUGAUUGGAUGACAGGAUUGCCGUUAGAUCCAAACUGGAAAGCAGGAGUGAAGAAGACGUCCAAAGAGAAGAAAUCAUCGUUGGAGACUUCUGAAGCUAGCAGUGCGAAUGAAAAUCUGGAAGAAGAAACGGAAGAAGUGAAUACUUCCCAUCAGGCCAAAAUGAAUGACGCCAAUAUGUUGAUAAUGUCGAAUCAAGUACCAGAUGAAGUCAAAAAAGAAGAAGGGCAAGAAUUUGAUUCGACCGAUUCCAGCGAUUUCGAUGAGACACUGGAAAACGAGCUUGCGAAUUUGAAUAUGUCAUAG